AAGCAUUCAGUCUUUCUUAUCUAGCUCCUGUAGAAGGCAAGCAUUGGAACAUUCAGGUUAGCGGUAUUUGACAUAUGACAUCACUGAUUCCCAUUUGUGCAUGUGUGCUGGCACUUGCCGCAAGUUCUAUGGCCCUGGGAACUAACUUCACCACAGACGAAUUUCUGGAGAACCAAGGCAGGCCCGAGAUCACGUACAAUAAUGACGUCAUACCUGGUGACGUAAUGGAGGAGGGUGGUUCUGGUGUCACGCCAACAACGCCCCCAAAUCAGUGCAUUACUGAGUUCAAGGCUUGCCUCUUGGAAGCUGAUAAUUGGCUUGUUAAAAUGCGAUGCAGAGCCAAGAUGUGCGGAUGCAUAAAGAAGGGUGACAAUUGUGGAAAAACUCUCAGGUCCUGCAUGCAAAAGGCAAAAGGCGAUGCUGACAAAAACACCACGUGCUUGCAAGCCCACAACGAGUGUAAGGAACGCCAACAGGGCGAUGAGGAAUGGGACUCGUACACAACGGAUGCUGCAUGGGGAUAUUAGCUUUCAAAACGAUAACGAAUCGGAGAGCAGAUCUAUUUUGUGUAACUUCUGUCUUUCAAUAUGUAGAGUUUGAGGACUCCUCAAAUAAAACAAAAUUAAUUGA
Nematostella vectensis (starlet sea anemone) is the source of this 630-nucleotide messenger RNA. RefSeq lists its product as uncharacterized. The record is from RefSeq and is a predicted model, not a curated record. NCBI's taxonomy places the organism in Eukaryota, Metazoa, Cnidaria, Anthozoa, Actiniaria, Edwardsiidae. The transcript has 4 exons. Bases 75 to 527 code for a protein of 150 amino acids.